CAUUAUUCCCGAAAUAUGGGCUUGGUUUUGUUGUUUUCACAUGAGAUUGCGUCACACCACAAAAUAUGCACAGAAGUAAAACAUAUCUGUCUUUCUCUACUUUUAGAUCACCAGAAAUUGGAGCGAGAGGCGAGAAUCUGUCGUCUGCUCAAACAUCCAAACAUAGUUCGACUUCAUGACAGCAUUUCAGAGGAGGGCUUCCAUUACCUCAUUUUUGACCUGGUGACUGGUGGGGAGCUGUUUGAGGACAUUGUCGCCAGAGAGUAUUACAGCGAGGCAGACGCCAGCCACUGCAUCAAUCAGAUCCUCGAGAGCGUGAGCCACAUCCACCAGCAUGACAUCGUGCACCGGGACCUGAAGCCAGAGAACCUUCUCCUAGCCAGUAAGAUGAAGGGAGCAGCAGUCAAGCUGGCCGAUUUUGGCUUGGCCAUCGAAGUGCAGGGGGACCAGCAGGCCUGGUUCGGCUUUGCGGGAACUCCAGGGUAUUUGUCACCAGAGGUGCUGAGGAAGGACCCGUACGGCAAGCCAGUGGAUAUCUGGGCAUGCGGCGUGAUCCUGUACAUCCUGCUGGUGGGCUACCCUCCCUUCUGGGACGAGGACCAGCACAAACUGUACCAGCAGAUCAAGGCUGGAGCGUACGACUUCCCAUCUCCAGAGUGGGACACGGUGACCCCCGAGGCCAAGAAUCUGAUCAAUCAGAUGCUAACCAUUAACCCUGCCAAAAGGAUCACUGCCGACCAGGCUCUUAAGCAUCCCUGGGUCUGCCAACGCUCCACCGUGGCCUCCAUGAUGCACCGCCAAGAGACGGUGGAGUGCCUGCGCAAGUUCAACGCCAGGAGAAAACUGAAGGGAGCCAUUCUCACCACGAUGCUCGUGUCCAGAAAUUUCACUGUGGGACGGCAGCACACCAGUCCCGCCGCCACAACCAGCACUGCCGCCAUGGCGCAGGAAGCUUGCAAAACCUUAUUAAACAAAAAGUCGGACGGCGUGAAGAAAAGGAAGUCCAGCUCGAGUGUUUGUUUGAUGGAUUCGCAGACCACUGUCGUGCACAACCCAACCGAGGGUACCAAGGGCUCAACGGAGAGUUGCAACAACGCCGAAGAGGAGGAGAUGAAAGGGCGCAAACAAGAGAUCAUCAAGAUGACCGAGCAGCUGAUUGAAGCCAUCAACAAUGGCGACUUUGAGGCCUACACGAGAAUCUGUGAUCCAGGCCUGACCUCCUUUGAGCCGGAAGCUCUGGGGAAUCUGGUGGAAGGCAUGGACUUCCACAAGUUCUACUUUGACAACUUAUUGAGUAAGAACAACAAGCCGGUGCACACCACCAUCCUGAACCCUCACGUGCAUCUGAUGGGCGAGGAUGCAGCGUGCAUCGCCUACAUCCGCCUGACGCAAUACAUGGACGCGCAGGGCCGCCCGCGCUCCUGCCAGUCGGAAGAGACGCGCGUGUGGCAGCGCCGCGACGCCAAGUGGCUCAACGUCCACUUCCACUGCUCGGGAGCUCCCGCCGCGCCGCUGCAGUGAACGCAACGCGUGCUCGUCUUCAACUCUUCAAGCUGUUUGGUGGAGCGUUGACUCUGCCGUGCCUGCGAGCAUCCUGGCCUGGAACGAGGGUAACAACUUACAAGCUGAGGGGGGCACAAUACAACAGUGGUGACAAUGUCAAAAGAGGGAAUAGACAAACACAAAAACAACAAAACCACUUAUUAAAAACAAUAACAACAAAACUAAUUAGCUUGACUGAAAGAGCAGGAGGCCCACUAACGGACCGGUGCGGUUCCUCCACGUGGAUGGUGCAUGUUUGCCGAGGGUGCGCGGGUUCAAUGCCGCCGCCCCGCCCCUGUCGUCUUGUCUGCUUGCCCGCACACACACACACACACACACACACACACACACACACACACACACACACACACACACACACACAAGGCGAAUUGUGAGGCACUAAUGAGAAAUUAGCAUAAAUGUCCGAUUUUGGACUUUGUUUAGUCACGUUACUUAAAGGGACCUUCAUUUUUUUAAUUAUGAUUAUUUUCUACUCUUAUUGGUGUUUUUUAUGUAUUUUAACAUACUUUGGGGAGUUUUUAUUUAAUGUGUGAAUUGAUAUGAUGUAUUGAUAUGCAAGAUGUACAGUGUGUGUGUGCAUGGGAAGCCGUUUGAGCAUUUAUUUUAUACUUGAUAUCCACGUUAAGCUCGAGUAUGCUCAUUGUUUUCACUAGUAAGGCAAUUCAGCACACAAGUAGAAUGACUGUGACUAGUCAAAAUAUUUCCAACUACUCGUGCUUUGUCCUCACUAGUCAGACAGUUCUACGCACUAGUACAACGGUCUCACGUUUUUUUCGCACAGAAAUGUCAUCGGGUGGUGAAUAAAACGUUCACCUGGACAAAGUCUUUCUACAAAGAACCAGUGUGCUGUAUUUCAAGCCAUUUGAUUAUUUAUUUGAUAUCCUUGACAUCCGCUUUAGCAUUCGCACACUAGUACGCUUGUUAUCUUGACUAGGAAGACAAUUCAACGCACUAGUAAAAUGACGAGAACACACUAGAAGAAAAACGUUUUUUGCUUUUUUUUUUUUAAUUAAAUCACUGCUUGUACCACGUUUAGCCUACCGGCAUUCAAUUAAACCAUACUAUUAAACUAUACAGUGUUGCACAAGUGACAAUGUUGUCCCAAUUAGUAGGCAUGCGUCAUGCACGAGCUCAGACUACAAGUAGUUUCACCUCACUAGUAAGUUACAUGUGGUUCGUCCUACUAGUUGUCCGACCUAGUGUGCGAAAAGACUUGUCUUUAUGGAAAGCUGCAUUUAUUCAAUAUCCUCGAUGUCCACCUCAAGGUCCGUGUAUUAGUACAACAUGCGUCCUCGCUCGUAUGACAGAUCAACGAGUAGGAUUUUUACCAUGUGUUGUAAUUUAUAUUUAUGACGUUUCUUUUUUCAAAAAAAUGCACCUGUUGCUGUAUCGAAUUUAUAAAUUAUUAUUAUUAUUAUUAUUACCGUGCAUAUUAUCAUCAUUAUGAAAAUCUGAUGUGGUUGAGAAAAAACGAGAGCAGAUUCAGAACUGGAGCAAAAAAAAAAAAAAAAAAGAAAAUCCUGAUGAAAAGUUCUCCGGUUAAAAAAGUAAGUUACAAAAAAAAAUAGUUGACUAUUUUGAAAGGCCGAAGAUCCACCGGUACGACGCGCUGGCAGAUUUCGUGUUCGUCACACUAUUUAGCAUGCGUACACGUACUAUUAGCUUCCUUGACUCCGCUAGUAGAAGCAUAAUGCUGUUUUUGGCUCGCUAAUAACAAAUAGUUGCCCACUGGAAUGCCAGUGUUGCCCUACUUGGGUGCAGAAAUGUCAUAAAGGGUUUUUUGGGGGGGGGGGGUCGUUCGAAUAGCGCACUGAAAUGUCUUGCUAAUGAGGGACAACGUGUGAACUCGUACAUGGACCUUAAGGUGGUUAUCAAGGAGAUGGAAUAAAUGCUCAAAAUAUUCUCCAUGUACUUUUGCGUCAGCAUGAUUCCCCGUCCACCGGCGUGGACUGUUUAUCCGACUGUUGUUCCUCUUCCUCCCUUGUCUUCAUCGUGAUGAUAAAUGAUGAUGUCAUCCACACCCCCGCCCCAAGUCUCGUGUUUCUUGUCCAUCUCGAGUUGCCGUACUUGUGUGUUUCGCUUCUACAAGCAUGUUUGUGGAUUGUCGGCUGAAACACGAGGCAAAGAACAAAAAAAAAACGAGAAAAAAUGU
Messenger RNA from Hippocampus comes (tiger tail seahorse), 3715 nucleotides. RefSeq names its product calcium/calmodulin-dependent protein kinase type II subunit gamma-like. The transcript is spliced from 19 exons. NCBI's taxonomy places the organism in Eukaryota, Metazoa, Chordata, Actinopteri, Syngnathiformes, Syngnathidae. Gene Ontology annotation, molecular function: calmodulin binding; calcium/calmodulin-dependent protein kinase activity; ATP binding. Gene Ontology annotation, biological process: protein phosphorylation. The coding region runs from base 16 to 1521 and encodes 501 amino acids. The record is from RefSeq and is a predicted model, not a curated record.